This is a messenger RNA of Chelonoidis abingdonii (Abingdon island giant tortoise), 6853 nucleotides long. RefSeq names its product receptor-transporting protein 1-like. Gene Ontology annotation, cellular component: cell surface. Lineage: Eukaryota; Metazoa; Chordata; Testudines; Testudinidae. Gene Ontology annotation, biological process: protein insertion into membrane; detection of chemical stimulus involved in sensory perception of bitter taste; protein targeting to membrane. Gene Ontology annotation, molecular function: olfactory receptor binding. The record is from RefSeq and is a predicted model, not a curated record.
GCCAGGCCCUUCUCUCUCUGAAUGCAGAGAGAGAGUUCUUCUGGGCCUCUGGCUCACAGCCUUUUAUAGGGACCAGCUGUGGCCGGACUGGGGGGUGGUGGCCCAGCUGCAGCCACUUCCCAAUCAGCCUAGCUUAGCAGCUCCCAGCCACAACCUUCCCCCAGGGCUGUUUUAAGCCCUUCAGGGCAGGAGCGGGGUAAUCCCCCCGCUACACGGCCCCUGCUGAAUUUUAGUGCCUCUGCAAUACUGUAUAAAAACCUGUACUGGAUAGAGCAGUUCCUUUUCCUGCUCCCUGUAUUUUUCACGUUACUAGACCAAGACUUGGCUUUGGGAUUUUGUCCUUAUUGUAUCAGUUCAAUAAAGCAUCACAUUUAAAUUGAAAUAUCAGGGGAACCAGGGGAGCUUCCCUCCCUGCUGGGGUGUUGUGUGAACCCUACAUCCUUUGGGGAGGCAGGAGUUCACCCAGCAUUUGCCCUGGUGCACAGAUCUAUCCUAGUACCUUUACUAGCAGGGGCAGCACACCAGGGUCAUUGGGAACAGUAGCCACUCAGUGGGAGUGUAACAGAAAUCCCAGAUGCCUAUGAGGAAGCUCUGCGUCCAUCUAACACUCAAAGUCUUCACGAUCCCUCCAGCCUCAGUGCCUCAGUCCCGGGCUAGGGUGCAGUGCAGGGCGAUGAGGCGACAUGCUCAGGCUGCGCCCUGGGCUUGCCCCACCAUCCCUCCCAGAUCAGGCUCUGGUUGGGCUGGCUUUGUCCAGCCAGCACUCGCCCCCUCCUGUAGCCUGGAAUGGCAAACCCACUGCAGCAGAUGACUGUCACACUCACCCUCCAAUCAGAGGAGAGCUGGCAGCGGGAUGAAGGGGAAGGAUGUCUUGGCAGGUCUCUCGCCAGCCAAGGCUGGGUGUGUGGGGAGAUGCUUCUCCUGCUUGCCCGUCCUUUAGCCAAUCACGGCUCGGUGGCAGGGUUGGCCUUCACAGCACUGCUGCUGAUCUGGGGUGUGGGGACUCCACAAACCCAUGUCACAUCUACACCGUAAUAGCUAAAGUCUGGAACUAAAGCUAUUGGCCUAACAGCACGCUGAGGUCUAUUAACCACUAAGCUACCCGCUGGAGAACAAGUGAAGGGUCCCCAUUGUGUACAGCAUGUAUCUGUCCCAUCAUGUCCCACCAGCACAUGAAAACGUCAUUCCCAAUAUCUGCCCAUAGGGCUGUAUUCUUAAUGCGUUAACUGCCUGAUUAAAUUUGACCAGGAAUAAGUUCUUAAAAUAGCUACCACGAUGGCUGUUGGCGGGAUCACGAUGCCUUCCAAUUUUAGCAAGAACUGUCUUGGUUUGAUGGAGUAAGAGAUACCAGCCCAGUUAGUGCUCUGGGGUCUAUACAACACAUGGGUGUUGGGAUGCAGAGCUGAUGUAAGUGGAGGUAACUCCACUGAGGGAGGAGGAGGAGGAAUCGCCAAAGGAGAUGCUGAAGAACAGCCACAGAACAAAGUAGUAGCAGCAGUUCAGAACCGGAGGACUAAGUGACAGAAUGGCCCAGUCCUGCAGGGCUGAGUGCUGGAGAGAGACUUUCCUGGAGGAGUUCUUGACAAGGGACUGGCUGACUGGUCCUGCUUCCAUGGCUCUGUCCUAUGUCAUGCUAGUGUAGCAGCCAUGGGCAAUGAAGAAGCCCAUUUUUUCUCCAGAUGUCAUGACAUUUGCAUGCUGACACAAUGACAUGGGAAAAACCUAGGCCCUGGGAUGAAGUUGUCCCAUUUUCUUCUCUGCCUGUUUCAGUGUUCACAUGGCCCGGCUCUGCUGAAUCUGAAUACCAAUGGGGAAAACAAAGCCAGUCCAGCUUUUUAUUUGAGUGACUAUUCACACACAUCAUUUGGAGGCAUUCACCCAUCUCAGAAAUACAGUCCUUAUCGUAUACCCCAGGCAGAAACUGGAGAACCAGAUUGGCUUUGGAACUAAAACUCCUUUCAGUUUCAUUUCUCACACACACAGAAGUUAUCCGGUAUCUCUAGCAGCGAAGGAACUCGAACCCCACCCUGCUGCUCAGCAGGUGAUGAGAUAGAAGUGGGAAGAAAACAAUCGAAACUCCAUGUGUAACUUAGCACACUUUGGAGUGUCCUCACGAACAUCAGGAGUGAUGAAGAAGCUGAACAUGGAUUCUUGGAGAGAAAUGUUUUAUGAGAAGGUAGAGGAGGUGAAGCCACAAGACCACUGGGACCUAAAGAUGGACCAGAACCUUGAUUACAAUGACUUGGGACCUGGUUGGAAAUAAUCACUGCAAGAACAUGCAUUUGCCAGCUUCCAGUGCUCAAGGUGCCAGCAUUCCUGGUCAUCAGUUCAAGUGGUUAUUCUGUUCCACAUGUACCUGGACCAGCACAGGAGAAAAGGUUGGGUGAAGAUGAGAGUCUUUAGACAAGAAUGUUAUGAGUGCUCCGAGGGUAAGUUAGAAGAGCCAAAUUUCAAGGAGGAAAGUGUCCAGAGGGUCUUGGAGAACUUGGUCAUCAGCAUUAGGGAGAAAUGCUAUGGAGAGUAUGUGGCCCAGUUAUCUGAGGUUACAGUGAUAGGACAGCACUAUGGACCACAUCGGAGUGACCAUUGUGAGGCUUGUCGGUUGGGAAUACAUCAGAGGCCCAAACACACGAUGUAUUAUGGAAGACCCAAAGACACAUUGUACCAUGGGACAUCCAAAGACACAAUGCCACCAGUUCAGCUACCAUCACAUGAUUUACCCCAGGACACGAGUUCCUGUGUUUUCAAGUUUUGCUGUGUUUUCUGUAUUAUUUGGAUUUGAGCAGUUGAAACCUAAAGCUAUUCAAAUAGUGGGGGUAACCCCCCCCGCCCCCGAUUCAUGAAUCAUUGCAAAUACAGUCAGCUAGUUUGGUUUGCUGUGACUGGUGAGCUUGCAUUACUUGUUCUACCUGAGUGUGUAGAUAAUUGCUAGGGAUUCCAGAACAUUUUCAAAAGUCCCCCAAAACUUCAUGAAUUCUGGUGGGAACGAUUCUGCGUUGGAAAAUUUCAGCCAGAACUACAUCAGUCAUCCCUUGCUUUUCUCUAGUUAUUAUUCUCCUGUUUGAAAACUUCCAGUUAGCUAAUCAAGGAGCAGAAACGAUACCACAUGACUUAGGUCACCAACCACACACCAGGAGUAAUGAAUGGCUAAAACAAACAGUUUGUGAACAGCCCCAGAGACUGAAAUUAUUUGUCUGGACUUUUUGACAAAUCCAGUAACCAACACGUUGGAUCCAUGAACGCAGAAAGGAGCUACGUUAAUAAUGAACAUGAGUUAUGAUGACUGAUACAGCUGGUUCUAUCUGUUACCUUCCUGCUUUUUAAGGCAUUUGACACUGAAAACUGAACAACAGGAGAGAGACUGGAUUUAGCAACUGAACUAUUUGAGGAAAGAUGGGCCUAAGGAAAUGAACUAAUUCAAAAGAGAAUCAUAGCAAUGUCAGGCUGGAGGGGAACUCAAGAGGUCAUCUAGUCCACCACCCGCCACGCCAAGGCAGGAUAAAAUAAACCUAGACCAUCCCGGAUAGAAGUUUGUCUCCCCUGCUUUCAAAAACGUUCAGUGACGGAGAUUCCACAGCCUUACUUGGUAACCUGUUCCAGUGCCUAGCUAUCCCUGAAGGUUUUUCUGAUAUCCAGCCUAAAUCACCAUUGCUGCAAACAAAGCCCAUUGCUUGUUGUCCUCCCCUUGGUGGACAUGGAGAAUAGUUGAUCACUGUCCUCUUGCCUUGGACGUAGUUGAAGAGAGUUAUCACAUCCUCCCUCAGCCUCCUCUUCUCUAGACUAAACAUGCCCAAAAUCGUGGAUCCAACUGUUACAAAAAUGAUAUGUAUCCCUAAUGCAACUCAUAACACCGACUGCUUCGCUGCAACGUAGUCAGGUACCUUUUGUGUUUGUCACUCUUUUUUCCCCUUGUGCAGGAAAUGAAUUGUUCCGUCAAUAACUGUGUGUCUCUAAAAAAAAGUAAGUAACUGAAAAAGCCAAGGUGAUGGGGAAGCUUAGUUGCUGUCUCUUUAAGUGCCCUAAUUCAGGUUGGGUAGUUACAAAGCCACAUGUGUAAUGUUGUGGUUAACGGUGAAGCAACUCUUUGGUUUGCCCUUGAAAUGGAUUGUUCCUGUUGACUUAUAUACACUGACUAGCACGCUUACUUUUUAUGCUGGUAAUAGAUCCCUAAAUGGCCCCCUUAAGGAUUGAGUUCACAACCCUGGGUUUAGUAGGCCAAUGCUCAAACCACUGAGUUCUCUUUGCCCCCUUUGCUCUAAGCUGUAUCAAGUGACAUUGAUUAUUUAGUCUUGAGUAUAUUUCAUAAUGAACCAAAAGCAGCUGAAGCAGCUGACUAGGCAAUUUACCCACAGUUCUAAGGAUUCUUUUGUAGCCUGGAUUCAGUGGUUCCUCUCCUUUGGCUGGGGAGUGGGGCAUGGCAUAGGUUCACCCAUUCAGUACCAACUUCUGCACCAAAUGAGGCAGGGGCUAUCUAUCCUCAUUCGCUUCUCAGCCCUGCGUCAUUCCCGAGAACCACCUGUCUUGUGCACUGAAAGAAGCAGAGGUCCUGGGGAAAAUAUAGCAUCUGAUCAUGUAAAUUACCUUAUCAGAAUUCAUAGGCACAAGGGAGCUGAAUUAAAGCUGCACGGGCAACCUUAGCCUGGCAUUGCCGGAAUUCAGGAUGUUGCAGUCUUAAUGUUUUGAAGCUCCCACUCUGUCCAUCUUGCUCUUAUGUCCGAGGGGCAGUGCUGACUCGCCUCAGGGAGGUGUUUGAGUUACACACAUUGGGUGGGCACAGAUAAUCCUCACUUGUAACCAUUCCCUGCCACAGGCAAUCAGAGAUGCUGCUGCAUGGCCUUGCUUGGUGCAAUUGUGCAAUGCUCCCACAACAUGCUAUUCUAGUGAGUUUCCUGCCCCCUCCCCGGCAAGCCCCCAUUCCCCCCCCCCCAUUACGCUGGGUAUGAAAAGGAAUCUCUGUCCUGAACCCAGAGGAGAGAGGCAUCAACCGAAGUGUUGCACUGAGCCUGUGCCUGCAGAUGGCGUCCUGCACCCUUAGCCUGAGAUUUGAUUCCUCCCAGAUAACACUUUUAACCAGCUAUUGCCUUUUGGCUACAAUGAUUGACUCAGGGACAGAAGUAGCCUAGAGAAGCCUGUUUGGGUUAAAUCUCAGUCGGGGUCUGUGCUGUUGAAGUGCAAUACAAUGAAUGUUCCUCCUCUCAUCUCAGUUUUGCCCCUUCUGCCUAACCGACCCCUCCAAACUAAAGCCAAAUCGAAAUUAAUAAAAUCUAAACAAAUGUAAACCCCACCCCUGAGUUUUUACCCUGCAAAGGGAGAAGUGCCAUAAAAUCCACUCUGGACUUUGCUGUUGCUAUUGAUGGUACUUGGAAAGUGAUUGGCUGCUGCAAUGGUGGGCAGGAGUAUAAAACUAUGAGGUAGCUAGAUCCUCAGAAAUAUUCCUCGGGCCUUGCACAGAAUCCAGCCUGAAGCAACCGAGUCUGCAGUUAGUCAAACAUAUGGCUGGCCUAAUUUAAAGGCAACCAAAAUCUUAUCUGGGCAACCAGGGGAGAGUCCCGAGCUACGUGCUCCUCUUUAUUUUACCUACUAGCCAGCUAAGAUAUUUGAAAAUUUCUGCUGGGCACUUUCAGCAGUGAGAAAGUUGCUGUGACUGAGAGUUAAUUAUUUCUGCUUGCUCUAUACUAAACCCAGGGCACAACGCUGGGCAUUCUAACGAAGUUGAAUUCAUUUGUGGCUCUGUCUUUCAAGCCAAAGUGGCUUUUUGGCUGCUAAAAAGUGGCCAGGGACUUCCCACCAGGCCUGUGUUUGUUUACACUGUUUCUUAGCUAUUGAGCUUUGAAAAUACACAUCCAGUGAAACAUAGGCCAAAGUAACCCCUGAUGAAAGGCCACUGGUGCCAAUGAUUUCAGCUCUUCCACUGCGACCGAGGGCACAAGCCAGACUCAUGUAGCAGUGGGGCCUUUUCUGAGGUUUCUUUUUAGGGAGGAGCAGCUGUGUUCCUUGUUUCCACGAAUAACGUGUUUCCUGUUGCCUUUGCAGGUGUGACUUGAUGUCUUCUGACAGCUCUUGCCCUUCCCAGUACACAUGCACAUUCACACCCUCUCACUUGCACACGGGCACAUUGUUCAUAUACGUGUAGAUGAGGCUGAAAAGAAAUGACAUACUAAGAGCUCUGACCUGAGGCCCCUCUGACUUUAGGAGCCUCCCUGGGGUUCCUCAGUGGAAGAAGGGGCUUGGAGCGGGUGCUGAUUUCAGCCACGCUCACCUUCCAUCCCCGCCUUUGCUGCACCAGGCACAGGGGGUGACCAAACGCCGCACCCCACCAUUUGCGCUCGAGUCUUCAUUCCCACUGGUGGGGAAAGGCCAGGAAAGCCCCACUCCCCAAACCAGGGGGUUGGCUGCUGGAACAACGUCUGGGACUGAACGGCUCGGGAGGUCAGGCCCGGCCAACCCCCUCACCCAGAACAAUGCUGGGCACUGUGCCUGACAUGCUCCAUUCCAGUCAAUAGGAGAGGAACUUCCACAGUCCCCAGGCAAAGCAGACUGCCCAGGGGUUUGCUCCAGCUCCGAUGUCGUGGGGUUUGUGCUGCAACCCUUCCCCCCUUCUGAGGGGAGCGCGCGAGUGUGUGUGGUAUGACAGCAUUGCCCAGCGCUGGUUGUGAUGCCCCUCGUCUCCGUUGGGAAUGCCCUGUCUGUUCCAAAGAAUCACACUGACAGUUGGUUUCCAUUGUGCACCAGCCCCGAGUCUCAUCACGCUGUGCCAAAUGGCAUUCCUGGGACAGAUGCUACAGAAAAGUACUGGGCCUCAUUUGCUAAAAAAACAUUUCUUCAAAUAAAAAGGAGAUUUUUUAAAAAUAAA